Messenger RNA from Striga hermonthica, 651 nucleotides. Lineage: Eukaryota; Viridiplantae; Streptophyta; Magnoliopsida; Lamiales; Orobanchaceae. The record is from the annotation of a GenBank genome assembly.
AUGAAUUUCAACCACAGGACGCGCCGCCUGCUCCCCGAUGCCCGGCCGGGAGUCACGCCUUCGCCUCCCCAGACAGACUCCGGCGACCGGAGCCACGACGACGGCCGGGCGGCGAACUUCGACACAAACAUGGUGAUAAUCCUGGCGGCCCUGCUCUGCGCUCUCAUCUGCGCGCUCGGGAUAAACUCCAUCGUCAGGUGCGUCCUCCGUUGUGCCGGCGAAUCGAGCUCCGCCGCUCCCGGCGACCCACCUCUGCGGUUCGGCCAGAGGGGGCUGAGGAAGAGCCUGCUCCGGCAGAUACAUUACCGGUGGAGGUGUACGCCGCCGCCGGCGGCAACGGGGUGGCUGCGACGGCCUUCACCGAGUGCCCAAUAUGCCUGGGCGAGUUUGCCGACGGGGAGAAGAUUAGAGUUCUGCCGGGCUCCCGUCACUGCUUCCACGUCAACUGUGUGGACGUGUGGCUGUCAUCGCACACUUCGUGCCCCACGUGCCGCCAACCGGUGGCGGAGGAACAGGGGGACUCCGGCGGCGGCGGCGGGGCGGAGAGCGGAAGAAGGACAACGGAGGGUUCUGCCCUUUGGGUUGGGUUCGGGGGCGGGGUCCCACCUUUUGUUAGGCCUUCGGCAGUUUCGGGGGUUGGGACUUGGCUAG